Onychomys torridus (southern grasshopper mouse) is the source of this 1448-nucleotide messenger RNA. It is a transcript of the gene Gjd4, whose product is annotated as gap junction protein delta 4. The coding region runs from base 1 to 1086 and encodes 361 amino acids. The transcript is spliced from 2 exons. Gene Ontology annotation, cellular component: connexin complex. Gene Ontology annotation, biological process: cell communication. The record is from RefSeq and is a predicted model, not a curated record. NCBI's taxonomy places the organism in Eukaryota, Metazoa, Chordata, Mammalia, Rodentia, Cricetidae.
AUGGAGAAUUUGGACUUGUUGGGGUUCCUCAUUAUCACCUUAAACUGCAACAUGACCAUUGUGGGCAUGCUCUGGCUGGUAGUGGCGGUCCUUCUGAGGAUGCUGGUGGUGGUCCUGGCAGGGUCCCCUAUCUACCAAGACGAACAGGAGAGGUUUGUUUGCAACACCCUGCAGCCAGGAUGUGCCAACGUUUGCUACGACCUCUUCUCUCCAGUGUCGCCUCUGCGGUUCUGGCUGGUGCAGAGCCUGGUGCUGCUCCUGCCUUCCGCAGUCUUUGGAGCCUACGCCCUGCACUGUGGCGCGAAGCUGGCUGCGGAGGGAGCCAGCAGGCCCCGGGUGCCCGACCUGUCUGCCGCCUACCUGGUGCACCUGCUGCUGCGCACGCUGCUGGAGGCUGGGCUGGCUUCCCUGCACUACUUGCUCUUCGGCUUCUUUGUGCCCAACCGAGUUUCUUGCUCACGUGUGCCCUGCUCAGGGGCUGUGGACUGCUACGUGUCGCGGCCCACGGAGAAGUCCCUCCUGAUGCUGUUCGUGUGGGCAGUGAGCGCGCUGUCCUUCCUACUCAGUUUGGCCGACCUACUUUGCAGCCUGCGGAGGACACGGGGGACCACGAAGCCGGUGAAGGGCGAGGCCAGACCGGUCCGCGAAGUCCCCACACUUCCCCCUGGUCUCUUAUCGGACCCCCGGGGCUGUCAGAGCCAGGGUCAAGUGGAUCGUGGGGGCAGUCAGGAGGAGCAGGGUGCGCCUGAGUUCCCCAGUGUGUGGCCAGCAGGGCAGCGCGGCAACAGCCACAGUGGUCAGGCCAGUGUGUCAGGGCGGGCGGAGCCUUCAGACCAAGAUGAUAGUGAGGCCAUUUCCUCAGUUGGCGACAGGUUGGCUGUGGCUCAUACGGAGCAUGAGUUCAGAUCCCACAGAGAGACAUCUCUGGACCUAGGGCCCAGAAACACUCAGUCAGGUGAACUCCCCUUGGUCACCCAGAGCCACCUGGCCAGGCACUGUUCGGCAAGCCAGCCUCUGGCUCCUGGUAGGCUGGCUACCUCCGGCAGCGCUCCCCACCUGAGAACCAAAAAGUCUGAGUGGGUGUGAAGACAGCCAUGCAGAGCCCACAAACCCUUUCCAUAGCACGGACCCUUCAUCUUGUAUUCUUGUUGAGACCAUUUUAAGUUUAACUAGAAAUUUGAGCCUCUUGAUGUAGAAUCCCAUGGAAAAUUACCCAACACUAUUCUAGGAGCCUGAGGUCAAGAUGUUCCAGCAAACUUAACUUCUGUUAAACCGCCUGCCUGCUUGUGCAGACCUCCCCCUACACCAACCCCUUCUCUCAGCUUUUAUUAAACUGCUUGAUUAAGCAAAACCUCCCUCUGCAAUUGCAGUCUAAAAUGCCAAGAUGUGAGUUUUGUCUUAAAAAACCCCUUAUCCUAAAACUCAGGGCUACACUUGGGUCCCAAACA